AUGGUGGAUGGAUGUGGCCAUGGCAAAAGCCAUAAUGGAUGGAAGAUCAAACAAGAGAUCAAACAAGGGAUCAAACAAGAGAUCAAACAAGAGAUCAAGCAAGAGAUCAAACAAGAGAUCAAGCAAGAGAUCAAACAAGAGAUCAAGCAAGAGAUCAAACAAGAGAUCAAAUCGACGUGUGAAUGGAUACGUGGAUGGAUGAAUAGGUAA
Messenger RNA from Penicillium paradoxum, 210 nucleotides. RefSeq lists its product as uncharacterized. The transcript has a single exon. The record is from RefSeq and is a predicted model, not a curated record. Lineage: Eukaryota; Fungi; Ascomycota; Eurotiomycetes; Eurotiales; Aspergillaceae. Bases 1 to 210 code for a protein of 69 amino acids.